CCCUGCUGUUAUUCAUAACCUGUACAUUUAGAAAUUCAUCGUCAAGCCGGAAAACUCCAUUAUUUAUGGAUAAUAAUAACAGCUUAGAACAAACUCUGCUCAACACAGAAACAGAACAACAACAACAAAGAGGGGAUUAUUUAAAAACCCGACUUUACGAAGAAUCCAAGAAAAUAUGGAGGGUUGCAUUGCCAAGUGUCGUUUCGAGAGUCUCUUCGUUCGGGACCAUCAUCGUCACGCAAUCGUUUAUCGGACAUAUAAGUUCUACUGAUCUCGCCGGAUACGCACUCGUUCAGACCUUAUCCGUUCGGUUUGUCAACGGAAUAGUGAUCGGGAUGUCGAGUGCAACGGAAACGCUUUGCAGGCAAGCCUUCGGAGCAAAACAAGACCAUAUGAUGGGUGUUUUCUUGCAAAGAUCGUGGAUAGUUGACUUAACAACCUUAACAAUAUUACUCCCUGUAUUUAUAUUCGCCACUCCGAUUUUCAACCUCCUAGGCCAAGAAGAGGCCGUUGCGAAAUCGACGGGAGUUAUUUCUCUAUGGUUCAUUUUGUUUCUGUAUAGUAUUGUUUUCACAAUGACGAUUCAAAUGUACCUGCAAGCGCAGCAGAAGAACAAGGUUAUUGCGUGGCUGUCGGUUGUGCAAUUCGGGGUCCACGUUCUUUUGUCUUGGCUUUUCGUUUACGUUUUGGAUUGUGGGGUCCACGGGGCGAUGGGGGCGUUGUGCUUGUCUUCUUGGUUUGUUGUGUGUGGGGAAUUUGUUUACGUUUUCGGGGGCUGGUGCCCCCAUUCGUGGACGGGGUUCUCUUUGGAUGCGGUUAAGGAUAUUUUGCCUGUCGUGAAGCUCUCGGUAUCUUCCGGUGUGAUGGUUUGUUUGCAAUUAUGGUACUAUGCGAUUCUGGUGUUACUAGCUGGAUACAUGAAAAAUGCCGAGGUCUCGAUAUCUGCAUUCUCUAUAUGUCUCAACGUCUUUGCUUGGGAAUUCAUGAUCAGCCUCGGCAUUAUGGACGCUGCAAUGUACGUG
This is a messenger RNA of Erythranthe guttata (spotted monkey flower), 1022 nucleotides long. NCBI's taxonomy places the organism in Eukaryota, Viridiplantae, Streptophyta, Magnoliopsida, Lamiales, Phrymaceae. The record is from RefSeq and is a predicted model, not a curated record.